AUGCAGUCUGGUAUCUCCGCUUCCCAGGAGCUCAAGUCGGCCCUGGGCAGUCUCAUAACCUCGACGAACCAACGCGGUGUCCUCGCCACAAUCCAGAACGAAACCAUCGUCCCCAGCGGCACCAUCACCUCCACCGCCUCCACCUUUGUCGACGACCUCUCCAACCUCUCCCCCCACAUCCAACCCAACACGGCCCUCUACAUCCUCCUCCGCCGCGCCGACACCCUCGCCUCCGCCGACAAAUCCCUCGUAGCCAUAACCUACGUGCCCAACGCCGCGCCCGUGCGCCAAAAAAUGCUCUUUGCCAGCACGCGCCUCACAAUGGUGCGGGAACUCGGCGGCGAGCACUUUGCCGAAAGCGUCUUCACGACCGAAGCCUCUGAACUCACCUCCUCAGGGUGGGAAAAACACAUCGCACACACGGCGUCUGAGAAGCCGCUUACGGCCGAGGAGCAGUCGCUGCAGGAUAUCAAGGACGCCGAGGCGCUGGAGAGUAGGGGCACCCGCGGCCAGGGUCUCGCUCAGGGCGGCCGUAUAGCCAUUCGUGCGGACGACGAGGUUGCGCGUGCGUUGAGGGAAUUGGGGGAGGGCGGUGCGGCGGAUAACCUCGUGCAGUUGCGUAUGGAUGGCGCGAGUGAGACGUUACAGCUUGUGUCGACAUCGUCUGCCACGCCAUCUACGCUCGCCGCCGCCAUGGAUACAAAAGAGCCGCGGUACGCGUUUUACCGCCACGACGACGCCGACGCGAGUAUUGUGUUCAUCUCGACGUGUCCGAGUGGGGCCAAGAUACGGGAGCGUAUGAUUUAUGCGGCGAGCAGGGGGAAUGUGGUUAGUCUGGCGCAGAAUGAGGCGGGGCUCAAGGUGGUGAAGAAGCUGGAGGCGACGAAUCCGGACGAGGUUACUGAACAGAUUAUUUUGGACGAGUUCAAGGUGGAGAAGAAGGAGGAGAGUAAGGGGUUUGCGAAGCCCAAGAGGCCGGGACGGCGGUAA
Messenger RNA from Pyrenophora tritici-repentis Pt-1C-BFP, 990 nucleotides. RefSeq names its product actin monomer binding protein. The record is from RefSeq and is a predicted model, not a curated record. Gene Ontology annotation, molecular function: actin monomer binding; actin filament binding. NCBI's taxonomy places the organism in Eukaryota, Fungi, Ascomycota, Dothideomycetes, Pleosporales, Pleosporaceae. Gene Ontology annotation, biological process: actin filament depolymerization; barbed-end actin filament capping. Gene Ontology annotation, cellular component: cytoplasm; actin filament.